Molecule: messenger RNA, 1311 nt
Organism: Penicillium samsonianum
Lineage: Eukaryota; Fungi; Ascomycota; Eurotiomycetes; Eurotiales; Aspergillaceae
Product: metalloendopeptidase WSS1
Exons: 2
Coding region: 1-1311 (436 amino acids)
Source: RefSeq, a predicted model, not a curated record
AUGCGGGAACUAGACCCUCUCAUCUCAGAAUACCGCCAUGAAAAGAAACGCCCCCGGGAAGCAGAGGCUCUCUUGAUCCUGCGAAAAGUCGCAUCAUUGGUCAAACCAAUCAUGCGGCAGCGCGCCUGGAGAGUGGGCGCACUCUGUGAGUUCUAUCCGCAGCAGCGAAACCUGCUGGGGUUGAAUGUCAACUCGGGCCAGAAGAUCUGUCUAAGAUUACGGUAUCCCUCCGACCAACGGCAAUUUCUCCCUAUCGAGCAGGUUUUGGAUACUAUGCUUCAUGAACUCGCCCACAACGUGAUUGGUCCUCACAACCAGCAGUUUCAUGCGCUGUGGAAUCAACUUCGGGAUGAGCAUGAGGAACUAGCCCGAAAAGGCUACACCGGAGAGGGCUUUUUAUCUCAAGGAAAGCGUCUAGGUGGCCAAAGAAUUCCGCUGGAUGAAGCUCGACGUCAAGCUCGUGCCGCUGCUGAACAGCGAAGGGUUCUUGCCAAAAAUUCCGGCAAAAAGCUUGGCGGCACCCGCGUGCUCCGAGGAACAGAUAUACGCAAGCUCCGGGCUGACGCUGCGCAGCGGCGAAUCGAAGUAACUCAGGGUUGUGCAUCCGGUACUGACCGAAGCACCGAGCUUGCGGAAGAGGCCUCGCAUGGGUUCAGAACCCAAGCCGAGGAAGACGAUGCAAACGAGCGGGCUAUCAUGGAGGCCUUUAUCGAACUGAUACAGGAAGAAGAAAGGGAGAAAUAUGAGUCGUCUUAUGUUCCGCCAAGUCAAGAAAACCCGGCAGGACCUCGAACAAAAUCGUCGCCGCCACCGGCUACUUCCGAUAUCCCGCCUGCUAUCUCUGAAACUCUGCCUACGCUUCCAAAAGAAGCCCCAUCAUCGAAUCAAAAUGAAACUGUUGAUCUUACAGCGGAUAACAGCUCAUACGAGACACCCUGGAUCUGCCCAACAUGCACGCUCGAGAACCCGUCUACCUUCUUAUGUUGUGAUGUUUGUGCAGCAGAACGACCGCCUCCAACCAAUACGCUAUCCACAUCCACCUCUGGCCGAAAUCCUACCCAACCAGUGCGUUCAGAGUCACGAAACUCGAAGAAAAGGCCUUUGUCUCUUGAUCGAAAGGAAGAGAAGGAAGCGAAUCCCGGGGAUACAUUCAUUUUCAAGAACCGAACACGUGCACUGGAUACCCUCAAAUCCUUGGACCGUGGUGCAGAUAAGAAACCUCUUGGAUGGGUUUGCAUCUCGUGCAGUAGCUUUAUGGAGACCCAGUGGUGGACAUGUUCUUGCUGUGGGACAAUGAAGCCGUCCUCUUGA